UUGCAGCUUGUCAAAAUAGUUAUUUGAAAUGAUUUAAUUACCAAAAGAAUGGACAGAGAAGUUCUUUGCGAAAGUUUAAUUGUCUGGUUGGAGACAUUUAAUCUGGAUGUUCCUCACGGCAACGCAGAAGAGCUCAGUGAUGGAAUUGCCAUGUCAAAGGUGCUGCAUCAAAUUGCCCCUGACUAUUUCACGGACUCAUGGCUGAGCAGGGUAAAAACUGAGGAUGUGACCAACUGGAGAUUGAAGGUUUCCAACCUGAAGAAAAUCCUCAAGGGCAUCCUUGAGUACAAUAUUGAGAUCCUGGGUAUACAGAUCCAUGACUUUCAGAUGCCGGAUGUGAAUGCUAUAGGGGAGAGCAGUAACCAUAUAGAGCUUGGGCGGCUGUUACAGCUGAUUCUUGGUUGUGCCGUAAACUGCACGGAAAAACAGGAGUACAUUCAGCGGAUUAUGUCAAUGGAAGAAUCGGUUCAACACGCCGUCAUGACCGCCAUUCAAGAGCUGAUGACCAAAGAAAUUGCCACAGAUGUGGACUCUGAAGUAGGAGAACUGGUACACGUUUGGAAAAGGAGUGUCUGGUGACCUGGAACUAACAUUAAAGUACUCGAGCUACAGUGCAGAGAAACAGUACAAGGU
This is a messenger RNA of Mya arenaria, 633 nucleotides long. RefSeq names its product protein Hook homolog 3-like. The coding region runs from base 49 to 579 and encodes 176 amino acids. Gene Ontology annotation, cellular component: cytoplasm; centrosome. The record is from RefSeq and is a predicted model, not a curated record. Gene Ontology annotation, molecular function: microtubule binding; dynein light intermediate chain binding. Lineage: Eukaryota; Metazoa; Mollusca; Bivalvia; Myida; Myidae. Gene Ontology annotation, biological process: cytoskeleton-dependent intracellular transport; cytoplasmic microtubule organization. The transcript has 7 exons.